CAGGGUUGAUACUGUGAAAUGGAGAGAAAAUAAAAAUGGGGUUUACUCCUGUUGUCUCUGCCUGCUCAAGGUAGGUCUGCUCUGGUUUGGAAGGAGUGGCACUAGGUUGUAGUGCAGCCCAUACACGGAGGGCCUGUAUAUGUCUGACUGCUUGGGAAUGAAUCUCAGCUGCAGCAUGAGCAGCUUCUUCCAGGUCUUCUGAGCUGAGCCAGCAGGGAGCCUUACUGCUUAUUUAUUUACUUAUUUACAGCUUUAAAUAGUUCAUGGUUGAGUGGGGCAAAAAGAAAUGUGUUCUGGUUGCUGCUUCUCUGAUUGGCAAACAGAAAGUGCCCAGCUUGGGAUCAUGGGAUUUGGGCUCUUUGUUGGUGUUUAGCAAACCUUUACAGUCUUGGGAGAACACAUAUAAAUCCUGUAGUUUUGCCUUUCUAAGCAGAAAUUAUUCUUGAUCCCCUGAAGUCCCACUGGGGAACAUAUUCACUCUCAAAUGUCCUCUUGAAGGAAGCAGGAUCUCAGCUGGUAAUUCCCUGCAGAUAGUGAAUGAAUUUGCAGAUUUGUGGAGGGGCUGCUAGUUUGAGAUGGAGGGGAAGCCCCAAGCCUGGCUAAAUAUAGUUCAUGUAUCAAUAGUCCUUUUGAGCUGUCCUCUCAUGUGCAGUUCUUCUGUGAUUGGGGACAGGGCCUGAUACAGCUUCAAAGUGUCUGUCUAAGAGGUGCUUGGAUUUUUCAAGAGAUGAUAGAGUGUUUCCUAAAGUUCUCUUAAUGACCCAUUCCAACAGGGCUCUGACAUGAUGACCCACCAGCCUGGGAGGGACAGUCUUCUGCUGGGACAUGGUUUGGAGGAAGCACGAGGCUCUUGGAUAGGAGAAUUGUGCUUCUUUGAGUGGGAGUUUGGCCAUCUCUGUGCUUUUGGAUUUUCCCCUUGUCUUUUAUAGCUUAGUCCUGUCCAGAGAGACUGCUGGGGUAUUUUCUUCAUGAACUGAGAUUGAGGAGUAUUUUCUCGCUGAGCCAACUCCUUCCUUCCUUCAGGGUUGCUGUCUGCUCUCUCUGGGCAAGAGCUCUACCAUCAUGUCAGUCAGCGUCCACGAGAACCGUAAAUCCCGGACUAGCACGGGCUCCAUGAACAUCUUGCUUUUUCACAAAGCUUCCCACCCGGACUGUGUCCUGUCCCACCUGAACACCCUGCGGAAGCACUGCAUGUUCACCGAUGUCACUCUUUGGGCAGGAAACAGGUCGUUCCCGUGCCACCGGGCAGUGCUGGCUGCCUCCAGCAGGUACUUCGAGGCCAUGUUUAGCAACGGCCUCCGGGAGAGCCUGGAUGAUGAGGUGAACUUCCAUGACAGCCUCCACCCAGAGGUGCUGGAGCUACUGCUGGACUUUGCCUACUCCUCUCGGAUCAUUAUCAAUGAGGAAAACGCUGAGUCCCUCCUGGAAGCUGGAGACAUGCUGCAGUUCCAUGAUGUCCGAGAUGCAGCGGCCGAGUUCCUGGAGAAGAACCUUUACCCUUCCAACUGCCUGGGCAUGAUGCUGCUCUCGGAUGCUCAUCAGUGCCGACGGCUCUAUGAGCUCUCCUGGAGGAUGUGCCUGGUCAACUUUGAGACUGUUCACAAGAGUGAGGACUUCAACAACCUUUCCAAGGACACUUUGCUGGACCUCAUCUCCAGCGAUGAGCUGGAAAUUGAGGAUGAAGAAAAAGUCUUUAAGGCUGUCAUCCAGUGGGUGAAAUACGAUCUGGAUGAGCGGAAGGCUUAUCUCCCAGAGCUUCUGAGGAAUGUUCGUCUGGCUUUGCUUCCUUCUGAAUGCCUCAAGGAAGCUUUGGCUUGUGAGGACUUGAUCAUGGUGGAUGAAAGGAACAAGAUUGUCUUGGAUGAAGCUAUUCAAUGCAAGAAGAAGAUCCUCCAGAAUGAUGGAGUCGUCACCAGUCCCUGUGCCAGGCCUCGCAAAGCUGGGCACACCUUGCUGAUCCUGGGAGGACAGACCUUCAUGUGUGAUAAGAUUUACCAAGUAGACCACAAAGCAAAGGAAAUUAUCCCCAAAGCAGACCUGCCGAGUCCACGGAAGGAGUUUAGUGCCUGUGCCAUUGGCUGCAAAGUAUAUAUCACUGGAGGCAGAGGCUCAGAGAAUGGGGUCUCAAAAGAUGUGUGGGUGUAUGACACUGUUCAUGAGGAAUGGUCCAAAGCUGCCCCAAUGUUAAUCGCUCGGUUUGGACAUGGCUCGGCCGAAUUGGAAAACUGCCUGUAUGUGGUUGGUGGACACACUGCAGUGGCUGGAGUCUUUCCCGCAUCUCCUUCUGUUUCCUUGAAGCAAGUGGAGAAGUACGAUCCCAUAUCCAACAAAUGGACAAUGGUGGCUCCUUUGAGAGAUGGAGUGAGCAACGCCGCGGUGGUGAGCGCCAGGCUCAAGCUUUUCGUCUUUGGUGGGACCAGCAUUCACCGGGACAUGGUGUCCAAAGUCCAGUGUUACGAUCCAGCUGAGAAUCGAUGGAUGAUCAAAGCCGAAUGCCCACAGCCCUGGCGCUACACGGCAGCCGCUGUCCUGGGCAGCCAGAUUUUCAUCAUGGGAGGGGACACAGAGUUCACGGCAGCGUCCGCGUACCGCUUUGACUGCGAGACGGACCAGUGGACACGCAUCGGGGACAUGACGGCCAAGCGCAUGUCGUGCCACGCUUUGGCCUCAGGGAAUAAACUGUAUGUGGUAGGGGGUUACUUUGGCACUCAGAGGUGCAAAACGCUGGACUGCUACGACCCUACAUCAGACACGUGGAACUGUAUCACAACGGUGCCUUACUCGCUCAUCCCCACAGCUUUUGUCAGCACCUGGAAGCAUUUGCCGUCAUGAGGAGGGGCAAGGCUCGGGGGGCUUGUAUCCAGGAGGUCAAUAAGAUGCCAGAGUCACAUCCAUGUCCCCUCUCGUGCAGUUGGAGCUGACAGCACUGUGACUGAGUCCCCUCCUGUCGUCCCACCCAGGACUCCGAGGCAACUUCCACGUCCCUUCCCGGCACCAGGAGUGGGAGGCACAGCCAGACUCUACGCUGGCAUCACAUCACGGGGCCACCAAGAGCCACUCGGCCCCACCACUGGCCAUCAGGCAGGGAUGGCACAGAGCCAGGAGCACUGGCUGCAAGGCAGGGACUGGGCACGAGGGGCACAGGGAUGGCUUGUGGGCACCAGUGGGCCACCAGCACCAGAGAGAUGGAGGCUGCAUCCCUUGGCAAGCACUGCUGGGCAGCCCUUAUGUGCUUUUUGUUACUCAGUUGGGGGGUUAGGAGAUACUAAUUUUUUUUUUAAAGGCGGCAAACUUGCUAUUGUCAAUGCUUGCUGCUUGGGUGACUUGGAAGUGUUUGUUAAGGGGAAUGGGGUGAGAACACCUGGCCCUCCCCAUCCUCUGGCCGCUCAACGGAGGCGAUGGCUGUAGAAACAUUAAAGUGUGGGAGCUUGGGGUGGCUGCCAGCAGCACCAGGUACUGUGGUGAAACAAGGCAGGUGCUUUUUGUUUUGCACUUUGGGCCUUUUAAAUUUUUUUUUUCCCACUUUCCUCGCUGCAGCCGGUUGUGAUUUGGUUGGAGGCUGAGUAGCUCCCCACACACAGCUGCUGGGAAGAGCACAGCAGCUCUGUUAGUGUGCCAAGGCACCGGCACCACUGCUCAGAUAUUCACCAGAUAAAGCCCACUGUGUGCUCAGAGCCGGUCUGCUGAGCUUCCCUCCGCGUGGGUGAGGGUGUAAUUAGCACAGGAGCAGAAACAGGGCUGCAGCUCGUGCCUUGGGAGGGGGCAUCUUGCCACCAGCGAGGCCUCAGAGGGAGAGCAAGUGGAUUAGGGGAGCAUGGCAGGGUGAGCAGGGGAGGGAUCCCCCUUAUUCCCACGGCACCCCACAUCCUGGCUUCACCUUGCAGAGAUGUGAGUGUUUCUGACUGCAUACUGCCUGCUCCUGGUUGGACUGAGGCUGCCCCAGGUUAUCCACACAUGCUGGCUGCUGACUGUGUUUGGGAUUAUGCAUUCAAGAGCUGUCAGCUCAAGUUGCUCCUCACUCAUGCUGUGAAGGAGGGCACAUGGAUUUGGGAUGUCAAGACAGGGAUGCAGCUCCUGCCUGGCCUCUAUAGGGCUGGCCACUGCCAAGGACUGGUCCUGCACCAACCCAGCAUCCCACUUCCCUGCACAGCAGAUCCGCAGAUGCUCCAGGCUUGCCUUUUGCCCCUGGAUUAGGCUGAGCUGUAGCCUGGCCAGCUGAAUGAUGCAAUGCUCUGAAAAGCCUUGACACAGCUUCAAACAACAAAGGUCUUUUCGGAGCAGCGGGUGCCCAUUGCUGCCGGGGAGAACACACGUUUUGCACAGCCAGUCUGCGACGCGCUGAAUGACGUUUAUUUACGUUUUCUAGUCUUUUUUUUUUUUUUCCCUUCAGCUGCUUGUGAACUUUAAUAAAAAUGAUGAUCU
Molecule: messenger RNA, 4422 nt
Organism: Lepidothrix coronata (blue-crowned manakin)
Lineage: Eukaryota; Metazoa; Chordata; Aves; Passeriformes; Pipridae
Gene: KLHL25
Product: kelch like family member 25
Exons: 3
Coding region: 1063-2832 (589 amino acids)
Molecular function (GO): protein binding
Source: RefSeq, a predicted model, not a curated record